AUGGCACCGGAUUACUCACGUCCGAAUGGACAUCGCCCUGAUCUCCUCCUCCUCCCGCCUCUCAUAACCAAUUUAGGGAGACCUGUUGGGUUCGAGAGGCCGGACAAAUGCGCGCAAGCGAUGAUCCGCCAUGUCGGUUGGGUUGUCCACAAGAAAGAAACCGCCGUUCAGACACGACCUUGCUCGAGUGGGCAAAUUAGUUGUGGGCCUGAUGCUCGGGAGAGAGCGUCAACAGCAGAGAAGGGCGACUGCUAA
Bursaphelenchus xylophilus (pine wood nematode) is the source of this 255-nucleotide messenger RNA. Lineage: Eukaryota; Metazoa; Nematoda; Chromadorea; Rhabditida; Aphelenchoididae. The record is from the annotation of a GenBank genome assembly.